This is a messenger RNA of Amborella trichopoda, 2118 nucleotides long. Its product is annotated as very-long-chain aldehyde decarbonylase CER1. The record is from RefSeq and is a predicted model, not a curated record. Gene Ontology annotation, biological process: lipid biosynthetic process. Gene Ontology annotation, molecular function: iron ion binding; oxidoreductase activity. NCBI's taxonomy places the organism in Eukaryota, Viridiplantae, Streptophyta, Magnoliopsida, Amborellales, Amborellaceae.
CAAAGGUCAUGCUUUGUUAUUCUUUUCAUAGUGCUGGAGCAUAGAACAUAGCUAUGGCGUCCAAACCAGGGCCCCUAACUGAUUGGCCAUGGAAGAAGCUUGGAAAUUUCAAGUAUAUGGUGAUCGUGCCAUGCGCUAUCCAUGCGGUGUACAGAAUAUAUGGCGCACAAAAACAGAAGAGAGACCACGCAACCAUCAUAUCCUUGGGUCUCUUUCUCUCCAGGAUCAUCCAUGACCAACUUUGGAUCACACUCUCUCGCUUUCAAACUGCAAGAAGCAAGCAUAGGAUACAAAGCCGAGGCAUAGACUUUGAGCAAGUCGAUAGAGAGAGGAACUGGGAUGAUCAAGCAAUUCUUCAUGCCAUAAUAUUCUAUAUAGGCGAGCUGUUUCUCCCUGGAGCUCAGAAUUUACCUCUGUGGAACACAAAGGGAGUCAUUAUUGCAGUCCUCUGCCAUGCUGGUCCUGUGGAGUACAUAUAUUAUUGGGCUCACAGGGCAUUACACCACCAUUUCCUUUACACUCGUUAUCAUUCUCACCACCAUUCCUCUUUUGUCACUGAACCAAUCACCUCUGUUGUGCACCCAUUUGCAGAGCACAUAUUGUAUGCCCUCAUCUUUGCUGUUCCAUUCCUGGCCACGGUGUUGACUUACACUGCCUCCUACACUGUGCUGAUUGGGUACAUGACCUUCAUAGAUUUCAUGAACAAUAUGGGUCAUUGUAACUUCGAGUUCUUCCCAAAAUGGACGUUCAAGAUCUUCCCUCCUCUUAAAUACCUCAUCUACACUCCAUCGUAUCACUCCCUACACCAUUCGCAAGUGCACACCAAUUUCUCACUCUUCAUGCCAAUAUAUGAUUACAUGUAUAAUACUGUGGACAAGACCACAGACUCGGUGUAUGAAAGCUCCAUAGAGGGAAGGGAGGAUACAACAGAUGUGGUCCACUUGACCCACCCAACGAGCCUUCACUCCAUUUACCAUCUUCGUCUAGGGUUUGCUUACUUAGCAGCUGAGCCCUACUCUUCAAAAUGGUAUUUGUGGUUGAUGUGCCCACUUAGCUUUGUUUUGAUGUUGGUCACUUGGAUAUUUGGCUGCACUUUUGUAGUUGAGAAGAACAAACUAUAUGAGCACAAAAUGCAAACUUGGGCAAUCCCAAGAUAUAAUUUUCAGUACUCGCUAAAAUGGCAAAAGGCACCCAUCAACAACAUGAUAGAGAAAGCUAUACUUGAGGCUGAUGCAAUGGGUGUGAAAGUAAUAAGCCUAGGGCUUCUUAACCAGGGAGAGGAGUUCAAUAAGAAUGGGGAGCUCUACCUCCACAAUCGUGAAAAACUCAAGACCAGGAUUGUGGAUGGGAGCACGCUAAGCGCUGCCACGGUCCUCAAUGGCAUCCCACAUGGAACACAGAAGGUUCUUAUCAGAGGAUGCCUUACAAAGACACUGUUCACAACUGCUCUAGCAUUAUUGGAGAGGAGGACUAAGAUCGUCGUGAUUCGCACUGAAGAGUAUGAGAACCUGAAAAUGAGGAUCCCCUCUAAGUAUCAAAGUGGCAUUUCACUCUCCAAUAAUUAUGAUACAAAGGUAUGGCUGGUGGGAGAGGAUCUAAGGGCAGAGGAGCAAAGUAGAGCCAAUAGGGGCACACUUUUCAUUCCCUUCACCCAAUUCCCACCUCGAGCUGUGCGUGAAGACUGUAUUUAUCACACAACUCCUGCCUUGGUCAUUCCGCGUACUCUUGAAGAUGUGCACUCGUGCGAGAACUGGCUGCCAAGGAGGGUGAUGAGUGCAUGGCGCGUAGCCGGGAUUGUGCAUGCAUUGGAAGGAUGGGACUCUCAUGAGUGUGGAAACAUGACACUAGAUGUUGAGAAAGUGUGGUCUACUACUCUGUCUCAUGGUUUUAAGCCUAUCAACAAUGUGAAGUUCAACUAGUUCAAUGUGAAGUUUCAUGAGAUCUUAAACAAGUAGUCUGCUUUUAGCAUUUACACCCCGUGCAUAUGUUUGUGGGUGCACAGGCCUUCAUAUCUGGUGUUACAAGGGUUGUAGCUUCACUGAUAAACAUAUUUUUAGUGUUGUGGGUUUGAUUUACAGCUUUAGAGAUCGAAUAUGUUGAAGAAUGGCUUUUCUAGUA